Molecule: messenger RNA, 1989 nt
Organism: Cyprinus carpio (common carp)
Lineage: Eukaryota; Metazoa; Chordata; Actinopteri; Cypriniformes; Cyprinidae
Product: monocarboxylate transporter 1
Biological process (GO): transmembrane transport; monocarboxylic acid transport
Cellular component (GO): membrane
Molecular function (GO): monocarboxylic acid transmembrane transporter activity
Source: RefSeq, a predicted model, not a curated record
AGCAGGGACACAAGUGGGCAUGGUGGAAGACAUGAAGGAGCCAAUAGAAACCUGUCUUGAAUAUCUUUGAAUUUAGACUUUGGGGGAUAAUAAGAGCUGCACUGAACUCAGUUGAAUACAGUUUGACAAAGCUGACCAUAUCACAGGCCUAUAGAAGUGCCAAGUUUUGUUUUUUCUUCACAGGCCGACCUCCGUGUUUUUCCUCAGAAUUAUUCACAUAACUAGAGACUUACCUUGACCCAGACCGGUUCCUUUAAAAUGCUGCUUGCCAUCACAGAGGAAUAGAAGAGUACUUUGGACUACUUUAUGCAGAGAAUUUAUAGACUGUGCCAGAAAGAGAGAGCUUUGUAACCACCUGGAGCCAUGGCACCUGUCGUUGGAGGUCCUGUGGGAUACACCCCUCCUGAAGGUGGCUGGGGUUGGGCCGUAGUGUUUGGAGCCUUCAUUUCUAUCGGUUUCUCCUACGCCUUCCCAAAGUCCAUCACUGUGUUCUUCAAGGAAAUUGAAGUGAUCUUCAACGCCAACAGCAGUCAAGUGUCCUGGAUCUCUUCCAUCAUGCUUGCUGUUAUGUAUGGAGCGGGUCCUGUCAGCAGUAUCCUGGUCAAUAAGUAUGGAAGUCGGCCUAUUAUGAUUUUAGGAGGCUGCCUCUCAGGAGCAGGGCUCAUCGGUGCCUCUUUCUGCAAUACUAUCGAAGGCUUGUACUUCUGUAUCGGUGUAGUGGGAGGUCUGGGACUGGCAUUUAAUCUCAACCCAGCUCUCACAAUGAUUGGGAAAUAUUUCUACAAGAGGCGCCCAAUAGCUAAUGGUAUCGCUAUGGCUGGUAGCCCAGUCUUUUUGUCUACUCUGGCUCCCCUGAACACCUGGUUCUACGAACAAUUCGGCUGGAGAGGGAGCUUCUUGAUCCUGGGUGGACUUCUGCUGAAUUGUUGUGUAGCUGGAUCACUGAUGAGGCCCAUUGGGCCAAAACCCAAACCUGCUGUUAAAGCUGCUAACAGUAAUAGUGAAGCCAGACAGAAAAAGAGUGUGACAGAGAUUAUCAAUGGUUUUAUCGAUCUUACACUCUUCAGGCAUCGUGGCUUCUUGCUUUACCUUCUGGGUAACGUGGUCAUGUUCUUCGGCCUCUUCACUCCUCUUGUGUUCCUCAGUAAUUACGCCAAGAGUAAGGACAUUCCCAAAGAGAAGGCGGCUUUUCUGCUUUCUGUCCUGGCUUUUGUAGAUAUGGUUGCACGACCUUCAAUGGGAAUAGUCGCCAACAUGAAAUGGGUGAGACCAAGAGUGCAGUAUUUCUUUGCAGGAUCCAUUCUCCUUAAUGGUGUGUGCCACCUGCUUGCCCCUCUGUCCACAGACUACACAGGGUUCGUGAUUUACGCAAUGUUCUUUGGGUUUGCCUACGGCUGGCUGAGCUCUGUGCUGUUUGAGACCCUCAUGGAUCUUGUGGGAUCUCAACGUUUUUCCAGUGCUGUAGGACUGGUGACGAUUGUGGAAUGUGGGCCAGUUUUACUGGGGCCACCUUUACUAGGAAAGUUCAAUGACAUCUACCACGACUACAAGUAUACAUACAUGGCCUGUGGAAUUGCCCUUCUGAUUGGCAGUUUGUUUCUGUUCAUCGGAAUGGGCAUCAACUACAGGUUACUGGAUAAAGAAGCAAAAGAGGAAUCCAAGAGAGCCAAUCAGGAACCUGGCAAAGAGGUUGCAGAGGCACUGAAAAUACCCGAUGACAAUACUGCAGAGGAUGCUGUGUGACCAUAGCUGAUCCUGGUUUCAUUCUCAGAGAUUCUUACAUUUCUGCGCUCUCUUCAUCAAGGAUCUGAUUACAAACAUCCAUCUUGGACUAUUCUGGUUACUGAGGCAAUGAUGCAAAACUUGCAGUGCCUUGCAUGAGCACAUGCAUGCAAUAGAUAUUUUAGAACUAUUAUUAUGUUUUUUUUAGGGCUGUCAAAUGAUUAAUCACGAUUAAUCACAUCCAAAAUAAAAGUUUUGUUUACAUAA